Messenger RNA from Rhipicephalus microplus (southern cattle tick), 1097 nucleotides. RefSeq names its product spliceosome-associated protein CWC15 (gene c12.1). The record is from RefSeq and is a predicted model, not a curated record. Gene Ontology annotation, molecular function: RNA binding. Gene Ontology annotation, cellular component: catalytic step 2 spliceosome. Gene Ontology annotation, biological process: mRNA cis splicing, via spliceosome. Lineage: Eukaryota; Metazoa; Arthropoda; Arachnida; Ixodida; Ixodidae.
AUGUAAGUCUGGCAUCAUUGACAGUUUCUUCGGGUAUUUUUUUGCGUUAUGAGAAGCGCAAUCGCAGUAGCCAUCAAGUCUGUUGUCGUCGCAAAGAUCGUUUGAUCCAAGAUGACUACCGCUGCAAGGCCGACCUUUGAGCCAGCCAGAGGUGGCGGCGGCCGCAAUGAGAAAGACUUGGGAGCCUUGUCAAAACAAUACUCUAGCAGGGAUCUGCCGGGACACACCAAGCUAAAGUACAGGCAACCCGGUCAGGGCACCAGCGAGGAACUCAAGGCAAAGGACUUUCGCCGCGAGUUGGAGGAACGUGAGCGUGCUGCGCUGUACGAAAGAGAUGGCAAGAAGAUAAUCCGAGAGCCAUCAAAGAGGCCCAGGCUGGAGCAGGCACCUGCAUCAAAUCUUGAUGCUGAUGACUCCUUAGAUGAGGAUGAAGACAGCGAUGACAGUGAUGAAGAUGACACCGCUGAGCUCAUGGCAGAACUGAACAGAAUCAAGAAGGAACGUGCUCAAGAAGAAGCAAAGAGGGAAGCUGAGCGUAAAAUUCAAGAGGAAAGAAUUCGAAUGGAGAACAUCUUGAGUGGAAACCCUCUGCUGAAUUCAAGCAAGGCUGAAUUCAAGGUGAAGCGACGAUGGGACGACGACGUCGUGUUCAAAAACUGUGCCAAAGGUGAUCUCGAGAGCAACAAGAGCGCCUUCAUCAAUGACACUCUUCGUUCAGAGUUUCACAAGAAGUUUAUGGAGAAAUACAUCAAAUAGUUUAGAACAUUUUCCCUUUUCUUCUCAAUUCCCAGUGCCAUGUGAUGGGACCAUCCCAGGUGCACUUUGUGGCAUGUAAAGUGCUGCUUCGUUCACCAUUUCUCUUUACCAGAACAUACCAACGCCUGAACACAUUCUUCAUGUGGAUUAGUUAUGAGGAACAUUGUCGACACUUUAUGCUUCCUGCAGGCCCUUUCUUUAUUUCUUAAUAAAUAGCUGCAGAUUGCACAUACUAUUUUAUUUUGUAAAGUUACAGGCAAUCCAGUCCUGAUUUUUAACCCUGUUUUCAAUGUAUAGCAUGCAAAGCCAUGGCCUUUUAAUAAAUUAUGCGAUAAAGUGUU